AUGCAGCAAAGUAACAGCCAGGUUUUUGGUAAACUUGGAGAAACUGUUAAUAUGUCUUGCUUUUACCAGAACCAAAUGGCCAUGCACUUCUCCUGGUACAAGUAUGAACCUGGGCAGAAUCCCAGGCUCAUCUCCACCAUUUACAAGUAUGAUCAGAAAGCCAUGUUUUACCAUAAUUUCAAGAAUAAUAUCCGCUUUUCUGUGCUAAAUGAAAAAGGGAUACAUCAGUUGGUGAUAAAUAACCUACAGUUCUCAGACUCUGCGACAUACUACUGUGGAAGUGCUUAUUCCAAUGUAAUGGAAUUUAUCCAUGGGACAAAAUUGAUAGUUGAAGGUUUACAAGGCCACAUUUUUGCCACACAACAUGAUUUAUAUCCAGUUCAUCCAGAAGAUACUGUGAGUGUGCUGUGCAAAGUUCUCAAUCAGAUUUGUGAGAGAAACCACAGUGUCUACUGGCUCAUAGGUGAAUCACAGGAAUCUCAUCCACAAAUUAUUAAAGCAUAUGGAAUGAGUUUUGAUCAAUGUGAGUGGAGCUUGGAGGCUGGUUCCAGAGCACGUAGAUGUGUCUACAAAUUCUCUAAGAGGAGCCUAAGCUUCUCUGAUGUUGGGACUUACUGUGCUGUUGUUGCAUGUGGGGAAGUACUCUUUAAAAAUAGAACCAAACUGGACAUUACAGGUGCAGAUUCCACAGAACAGAUGAUGACAUUCGUUCUGCUUUCCAUUGUUAGAACUCUCCUUCUUUUAAUCAUUAUCGCUGUGUUUUAUUUUUGGUAUUAUAUGAAUUCAAAAAGAAUCACAAAAGCUGGUUCUCCACCAUUGGGUAAGGCUUUUCUAGAAAGACCUUUCAGAGCAGAGAGACAAUAAUUAUAAAAUCAGCCUGUGAUCAUUCAUAA
This is a messenger RNA of Xyrauchen texanus (razorback sucker), 893 nucleotides long. Its product is annotated as immunoglobulin kappa light chain-like. Gene Ontology annotation, biological process: response to bacterium. Lineage: Eukaryota; Metazoa; Chordata; Actinopteri; Cypriniformes; Catostomidae. The transcript has 3 exons. The record is from RefSeq and is a predicted model, not a curated record. Bases 1 to 864 code for a protein of 287 amino acids.